AACCGUUAUCAGUCAAUAGGGUGGAUGGUGGGAGGCGGGACCAUUUAAAUUAGCCAAUGACACAGAAGUAUUUACGCGGCAUUCCAUAAAGUGACGCGGAUUCGCUGGGGAGGCAGGGGCGUGUUUAUAAUUAGCCAAUCAAUUUGAGCUUGUGCCUAUAAGAAACCCGGGUUGCGGCCAGUUUAGGAUACUCUGUUCCGCAGUGUUAGUGUUACAGAAUGGCCCGUACCAAGCAGACCGCCCGUAAGUCUACAGGAGGGAAAGCUCCCCGCAAGCAGCUGGCAACCAAAGCAGCCAGGAAGAGCGCUCCGGCCACCGGUGGAGUGAAGAAACCUCACCGUUACCGGCCCGGCACAGUCGCUCUCCGUGAGAUCCGCCGCUACCAGAAAUCCACCGAGCUGCUCAUCCGCAAGCUGCCUUUCCAGCGCCUGGUCCGGGAGAUCGCUCAGGACUUCAAGACCGACCUGCGCUUCCAGAGCUCAGCCGUCAUGGCUCUGCAGGAGGCCAGCGAGGCUUAUCUGGUCGGUCUCUUUGAGGACACCAACCUGUGCGCCAUCCACGCCAAGAGGGUCACCAUCAUGCCCAAGGACAUCCAGCUGGCCCGCAGGAUCCGAGGCGAGAGGGCUUAGAUCAUCGGCAGCUUCUCUCCCAGCAGCACAAAGGCUCUUUUCAGAGCCACCAAA
Molecule: messenger RNA, 683 nt
Organism: Xenopus tropicalis (tropical clawed frog)
Lineage: Eukaryota; Metazoa; Chordata; Amphibia; Anura; Pipidae
Product: histone H3
Exons: 1
Coding region: 219-629 (136 amino acids)
Source: RefSeq, a predicted model, not a curated record